AAUACAGGAAUCAAUCGACAAGGCCAUGCUUGAUGUUUAUGCUUCGAGGAAGAGAAAGGUGGAACAUGAGUGGUGUAAAAGCGAGAUCUAUCACAUAGUUCAAAGGAAGCGGACUGCCUAAGUCCCUUGUCAACCUAGGCCCCCUAAUUAUUUCUUACCCCCCUCCAACUAGCUACAGCAUACCAGCAUUCGCAAUCCGCAGUCCUCAAGCUGGUCAGACCCAUGCAAAGUGCGGAAGUACACCAUGAUUCUCAGCGGACUCGAAGUCGUCACCCGCCAGUUGGUGCGCAACCUACGACAUGUUCCCCAGCAACGACAACCCUGCGGAGUCGACCUUACUCUACGCCAGGUCUUCAAAUGGACCUCCGCGGCAGCCAUUGACUUCGACAAUACCAAGCGUCAAGCAGCCCAAACGUCUCGCCUGCCCUUCGACACCACCAGCCACGCGAUCACACUACAGCCAGGCGCCUACUUAGUCGACUUCAACGAAACCGUCCACGUCCCGCGGAAUUGCAUGGGAAGCGUAUUUCCCCGAUCGUCGCUCUGGCGGUCUGGCGUGGGGAUCGCGGCCGGCGUGGUCGACGCUGGAUAUGAGGGUGCGAUGGGGGCUUUACUGGAGGUGAAGAACCCCCAUGGAGUGGUGCUUUACCGAAAUGCCAAGCUCGCCCAGAUUGUCUUCGAGGAGCUGGGGGAAACGGUCGAGGGGUAUCAGGGGAUCUACCAGUCUUCGACGAGCAGCGUGGGGCGCGAUGGGACAAAAGGCUGAGUGAAGAUGAAAGGAACAAACAAAGUGCCGGACGAGGUCGGAUGAUUCGUUGAUUCGGGAAUCAUAGAGUCAGGUGCGCGGUGACUCAAGUUUUGAGAUCUUUGUGUUCUUCGUGAUCUAUGCAUAUCCCACACAAAGGGAACAGAGAUAAGAGUCAAUGACUCCUCGUGGCAGAUCAAUUUUAGUUUUGGUUUCUGCUUCGUCCGGUUGUUCCGAGUUGCAGAUGAUGGCUGCGGUAUUACAGGAGGGAGGAAUACGCCGCACGAU
Aspergillus aculeatinus CBS 121060 is the source of this 1033-nucleotide messenger RNA. Its product is annotated as putative dUTPase. The record is from RefSeq and is a predicted model, not a curated record. NCBI's taxonomy places the organism in Eukaryota, Fungi, Ascomycota, Eurotiomycetes, Eurotiales, Aspergillaceae. The transcript has a single exon. The coding region runs from base 245 to 766 and encodes 173 amino acids.